UCUUGUAGGAAAAUAACAUCUAUUGCAGUCUGCAGGCCUUGUAUAAGUAUAGAGGAAGACCUAGAUAACUAGAAAGACAUAAAAGAACCCACCACUCUUUCUCCUCAACUCCAAAGAAAAUGGCUUCUUCAACAACCAUGUCCACGGUGGUGAUGAUGGUGGCCAUCCUCCUUGUGAGCACCAGUACAACGACAACACAGGCGCAGAACGUCGCAUCUUGUGGCCAGAAGCUAAUCCCAUGCGCCGACUACCUAAACACCACAACCACCCCUCCAGAGUCUUGCUGUGGCUCCAUCAAAGACGCCGUAACUAACGAUAUCAACUGCCUCUGCAACCUCUACAACACACCUGGUUUACUCCAAAGCUUAAACAUCAAUAUCACUCAGGCCCUGGCACUCACCGGGCGAUGCGGAGUUAACGCUGAUCUCACUGCUUGCAGCAAAGCUGAGUCGCCAUCUUCCGUGCCCCCGCCUCCAGGAGUGCCUGGAAACGAUGGCAGCAGAAUGGCGUGGACGGGAUUUUCUGGGGUAGUCUUGUUAUUGGCUACCUGUCUAUUGUAUUAGGCCACCUGCUACCAAGUUUGACAUUGAGAUAUGAUUAUUAUAUUAAUAGUCAUAGAUGCUGAGAUCGUUCAUGUAUUAUUAGAGAGAUUUAUUUCCCUGAUUUUGGAGAAUUUUCGUUAUUCUCUUCCUUAGUAUCUCACUUAUUUCAACAUUUUACAUUGUUGCCGCUGUACUUCUCCUAUUUUAUUGAACUUUUGGACAUUUAUGUUA
Molecule: messenger RNA, 773 nt
Organism: Manihot esculenta (cassava)
Lineage: Eukaryota; Viridiplantae; Streptophyta; Magnoliopsida; Malpighiales; Euphorbiaceae
Product: non-specific lipid transfer protein GPI-anchored 7
Exons: 3
Coding region: 120-563 (147 amino acids)
Biological process (GO): lipid transport
Molecular function (GO): lipid binding
Source: RefSeq, a predicted model, not a curated record